UUAAACACCCAAAACCGUUAACAACCGGCCGGCAUCUCUGUAUGCUCUGGUAUAAUUGGCCAAUAAAGAUAUUGAUCAAGUAAUGUUAGUUCGUGUAUAUGUGUGUAUGAAAAUUAAAAGAAAGCGAUCCUUUGUGAACUUCAUCUCCCAUAAGGCCAGUCGCUGCACAUGCGCAGUGGUGUCAGGUGCAUGGCGGCAGUCAGUAGUAUGGAGUGUGUGAAAGGUGUUAAAGGAGUGAUUUUAGACAUGUGUGGAGUUCUGUAUGACAGCGGAGAGGGUGGAGGGAGACCAAUACAAGGUUCCGUAGAGGCAGUCAAGAGGUUAAUGGACUCGGGUCUGAUCCUGCGCUUCUGCACUAAUGAGACUCAGAACACGCGAGAGAAGUUCGUGCAGAAACUGCGGAGAAUGGGGUUUGACAUCAGUGUGAGUGACGUGUUCUCACCUGCGCCUGCGCUCAUGCGCAUCCUGAGAGAGAGAGGACUGCAGCCACACCUGCUGGUGCAUGAUGAUCUAAUCCCAGAGUUUGAUGGUAUAGAGAUGAAUUCUCCAAACUGUGUUGUCAUUGGAGACGCAGCAGACAGGUUUUCAUAUGAGAACUUGAACGAAGCUUUCCGUGUUCUGAUUGGACUGAAGAAGCCGAUUCUCUUCUCUCUGGGUCAAGGACGCUACUACAAGGAGACUGAUGGUUUAAAGUUGGAUGUGGGGGUUUUCAUGAAGGCACUGGAGUACGCCUGUGAUGUUCAGGCAGAGGUCGUUGGAAAACCAUCACCAGAAUUCUUCCAGAGCGUUCUGAGAGACAUGAAUCUCCAACCGCAUGAGGUUGUGAUGGUUGGUGAUGAUCUGGUUAAUGAUGUGGGUGGAGCUCAGCGUUGUGGAAUAAAAGGUGUUCAGGUCAGAACGGGUAAAUACAGGCCGAGUGAUGAAGAUCAUCCCAGCGUGAAAGCAGAUGCGUAUGUGGACGACCUUGCUGCUGCUGUGGACGCGAUACUGACACAAAAACACUGACUGAUCUCACAUCUGUCAACUCAACUCAUGUGUUAUCAGCUAUUCAGAAAUGAGAUUUGUGAAAGGUUAAUGAAAUGUAACAUAAGUCAUUAACAAAUCAAAUCAUCAAAGUCCUUAAAGAUGAUGAAGUCUAUUUUUAAGACCAAGAUUUAAACGCACUGUAACAUUACUUUCAUUAAUAUCAAGCAGAUGUCUCCAUAAAAGUUUAUAAUUCAUAUUAGGAUGAAAUGUCAGCCGGGCGUGUUGCAGAUUAUUUGUAGUUAGUUUAAUGUUUGCACUGUUAAAACAGCGAGGAGCAUUCAGGACAAUAGUGGGAAAUCUCUGGUGUCCUUGCUGUGGACAGGAACGCUUCAUACAGCAGCGUACGCGGCAGACUGCAGAACAAACAUCUGAGAUCUUUUGUUAAUCUGGAGCAGAGGUCACACACACACACACACACACACACACACACACACACAAAGUGCCUUUUGUUUAUCUCACGCCGGCUUUUUUAAAUUGGGAACUGAGUGUUUGUGUUUGUUCAGGAAGUUCAGUCUGCUGUCCUACUUUCAACAUUACUUCUUUCACAACAGACACUAAAGCGGUUUGUCUCAAUCUUAUAUAUUGUGUUGAAUUUGAAGCGUAAUAAAGUUCAGUUUGUUUUGCAUGAGCAGAAGAAUCAAGAGAGGAGCAGGAUUAAAGAUCAUCACCCCCAAAUGAAAAUGAGCCCAUAUUUUACUCACCCUUGACUUUCUUUCUUCAGUCAGAGUUAUAUAUUACAUGAUAUCAUUUUUUCAACUUAUGAUUGUGUGUAAUAAUGUUGGUGUUUGAGCAAAAGAAAUAUUUAACAGUUACACCGCUCAAUGUUCACUGUAAAGUGAGAUAUAAUGUCUUUAACAGAAAAGGACGCAUGCUUUCUCCUUUAUGUAGUGAUGUCUAUCAUUUGAAACACGGACAGUGAUUUUCAAACGGGGGGGGGGCUUCCUAGGAAUGUCAUGAAGAUGGAAAAUCAUUUUUUAACUGCGUUCCUGAACAUAAUAACAGGACAGCUUCCUCAACCUAAACGAGACUAAUGCUGGCUUCAAUCAGAUUGUGAAAGAUGAAGCAGUUCACACUUUAUCAGGACAACAUGUUGAUCUUAACCUGUAUGUUUCACUCUUUGUUGAUUUGUUUAAUAAUGGUUUUAAUCUUCAUCAUUUUUAUUUUAUAGCAACAACAUAAACAAAGGUCAACGCUGUUUGUUAGCUCAAGGCUGACCUUGUGUGUUAUUGUGAUCAGUGUAAUGAUCCUUUAUAUUGUGUUUACAUACACACACACACUAAACAUGAGUCUGUGUUUGAUUUGGCCACUGUAGUAAAACUGUGUGUUAUUUUCAUAAGUGUCUCACAGACAGAUAUUCAACUUCACUCACUCUAUUCACUAACACUUUACAAUAAGGUUGUAUUUGUUAACAAUUCUUUAAAGCAUUAGCUAACAUAAACUAACAAUAAACAAUGCUUUUACAGUAUGUAUUUAUCGUACUUUGUUAAUUUUCAGUUAGUUUUCAUUUACUAAUGUUUCCUAAUACAACCUUAUUACCGAGAAAACUAACGGUGUGACGUUUUGAACUGAUCAGUCUGUAACUACCCACAAUGCUAAAGGCCGUGACAUUUCUGGACAGCACGAACAGACAGUUAGCCAUUUACAACACACCAACCUGAGAUCAUUAUGUAUUUCUGAUGGAGGGACUGGAAUCAGCGGUGUAGAAGAAAUGUAAAAUAUAUGAAAAGUAAUGCGUGGACACCAAUUGCAGUGCACCCCAAAAACAUAAUCAAGACUUUGAAAAGCAAAACGUAAUUGGACCCCUUCAAUAAUAUACAGACUCUUUCUGGCAUUAUAAAGCUGAAAAGCCAGGAUAUUGUUUAUUAUAACGAGUCAUAUACAUCUGAUAUGGCAUCAGGGUGAGUAAAAUAUGGGCUAACUUACAUUUUUGGGUGAAUUGUUAAGUUUAAACAUUAAACAUUGCUCUGUUUCUUUUGGAAACUUGCAAUAUUUAAUGAAAAGAAUGCACACACACACACACACACAGAUCAUUGUGAUGUCUGACAACAGUUCCAAGUAAACCCUGUGUUUACAUCACACACACACACAUGCAUGAACAUCAUGUUUGUUAUUUAGCAUGAAGAUUAGAGGUCAUGAUCAGAUCUGACGCUCUCGGCUCUUCUUCAUCAGUCUAUAACUCUUGAGAGCAGAAUGACAUUUAAUCUGUGUGUUUGUGUUGAAGUUGUACGGCUCUGUUAAGUUUAAGUUUAUUUGAUGACACAUGAGACCUGAAAUAUUUCAGACAUGAAUUACU
Misgurnus anguillicaudatus (oriental weatherfish) is the source of this 3319-nucleotide messenger RNA. It is a transcript of the gene lhpp, whose product is annotated as phospholysine phosphohistidine inorganic pyrophosphate phosphatase. Gene Ontology annotation, biological process: dephosphorylation. Gene Ontology annotation, molecular function: inorganic diphosphate phosphatase activity; phosphatase activity. The record is from RefSeq and is a predicted model, not a curated record. Lineage: Eukaryota; Metazoa; Chordata; Actinopteri; Cypriniformes; Cobitidae. Gene Ontology annotation, cellular component: cytoplasm; cytosol.